AUGGAGUUUCUAUGGGUCCGCUCGUUAGGCCUGGACUUGGAGCAUCGCUACGGCUCCAAGGUAGCUUCUUUACCUAAAGUAGGAUUCGUCCCACAGGAGGAAAUAGGAGCCUUUGCCUUUGCCGAUGGUCGUUCCACAUACUUACUUCGAGAGGGCCCUUCAGCAGGACGAUUUGCCGGGGAGAGCAAUGAUUGGGCCGCAUUUUAUGUAAAUAUUUUUGUCAAUCGGGAUAUGUUUGUGAGAUACACGCACCAGGGAGUCAGUCAUCAAAACCUCCAGGUUGGAAAUGUCAAUAUGAGAGACAAUAAUGCAUUGGCAGUGGACGAAGGACCUGAGGAUCUUGAUUUGGAUUUGUCCCCAAACCAAGGCCAGGCCAUUGAUCAAGUCCAACAUUUAGUAGAGGAUGGACAAGUUGAGGACCAAGAUUACAAUCAGAUAGAUCAGACUCAGUACAAAGAAGUUAUUGAGGACAAUGACAGCGACAUAAUGGAACAUUCACACUCAGACAAUGAAGAAGAGUUUGAAUUUGAAGUUGAAGUUGGAAAUCCUGAUUGUGAACUCCAGGAGGAAGGGGAAUGCACCUGUGAUUCAGUUGUAGAAGAGGACAGCUACUAUGCUUUGUUAUAG
This is a messenger RNA of Serpula lacrymans var. lacrymans S7.9, 627 nucleotides long. RefSeq lists its product as uncharacterized. The transcript is spliced from 3 exons. NCBI's taxonomy places the organism in Eukaryota, Fungi, Basidiomycota, Agaricomycetes, Boletales, Serpulaceae. Bases 1 to 627 code for a protein of 208 amino acids. The record is from RefSeq and is a predicted model, not a curated record.